Pistacia vera is the source of this 2057-nucleotide messenger RNA. Its product is annotated as basic leucine zipper 34. NCBI's taxonomy places the organism in Eukaryota, Viridiplantae, Streptophyta, Magnoliopsida, Sapindales, Anacardiaceae. The record is from RefSeq and is a predicted model, not a curated record. Gene Ontology annotation, biological process: regulation of DNA-templated transcription. Gene Ontology annotation, molecular function: DNA-binding transcription factor activity. Bases 917 to 1822 code for a protein of 301 amino acids. The transcript has 4 exons.
UCACUGAAAUUUUUCAUUUUGCUUUCUGGGUUUUUAAUUUGAAGCGCCUUUGUAUAAUUACUUGAUUAAAAAGAAUAUAAAUCUCUUUUUGUGGUUGUAUUGUUGUGCUUUAAAAAAAAAAAUUAAUGUUAAUGUAAAUCUCAUUGUUGAGUGUCACUGUUGCAUUAAUUAAACGUAUUUUUUUCUUUUGUGUUUCGUUUUUCUUUGCAUUAAUUGUAGAAUGUAGCUUCUUCUUCUUGUGAUAAGGAGCCAGUUUUGACUUAAAACGCUUUUGGGUAUAACCUGUUUGUUUCCCUAGAAAGUGAAAGUAAAAGAGAAAGAAAAAUUCAUUCUUUUUGUUUCAUGAUUCAUGUUGUUUUGGUUUAAAAAAGAAAAAGGAAAUCUCAAUUUUUCUUUAGAUUUCUUGGUUUUGACAAAGCUUGGAGAAAAAUUAAAGGGAGAGAGAGAGAGAGAGAGAAAAAAAAAAAAGAAAAAAAGAAGAAGAAGGGAAUAAAAAGAUAUAAGGGUUUUAGUCUCAAAUUACUUUUUAAGCUAUUUUUUUUUCACUGAUUAGCUAAUGUUAUUUUGGGUUUUUGUUGUGUCUAUUGAAUACUAUAUGCUGCACAAUAGCUUUAUAUAAUUUUUUUCUAUUCAUUUUAAGAAUUUUCUUUUUAUCAUACAUGAAGCAUUUCAUUGUUAAGCGGGUUUGAUUUUCAUGUGUUUUCAGUUUUUUGCUAAAAUUUUCAGAAGCUGUUCUUACUGUAAAGUUUUGUACCAAUAAGGUGGUGGUAGGUUAGGAUGCUGGCAGAAGUAUGGCGCUAAGUCACUAAUAGGAGGAACAUGCUGUGUUCUUCUCCUUUCCAUAAGACUUGCAUUAAAAGCUUUCGGAUGUAUAUUUGCUAGGAAGCUCUAACACACCGUUUAAGUUUAGAUCAUCAUGUCAAGGCAAGCUCACCUUCCACCUCGUUGCCCUCGUCCAUUUCAUGACCCAAUCUCUCCUCUACAGCGUACAGAAUCAUACCCUGGCCACAAUAAAUCAUCCUUCCAAAAUUCGAUCCUAGAGGAUCAGCCAACAUGGCUGGAUGAUUUGUUAAGUGACUCUAGCACAAAUUCUGUGGGAAUUAUCCAUCGUCGGUCUUCUAGUGAUUCACUCACUCUCUUGGAUGGUCUUGCAGACUCUUUUUCAGGUUUGAAUCCCUGUAAGGAUGAUGAUAAUUCAGUUGGGAAUAAAACUUGUAGUGGGUUGGAGUCGGCUUGUGUUUAUGGUCCUAAUUCCCCUAGGAAAAGAGGUAAUAUAACCUUCUCGGAGAAUGCUAUAGUUUCAGCAUUAUCAGAAUGUGUUGUUGAGAACCCUUUGCAAUAUGUGGAUGAGAGCCUUUGCAUAUCUGGGAUUAAUCACUCUGAUUUGAAAGGGGAUGCUUGUACUUCGACUGGUGAGCUCAAUGCUGAAGCAAAGAUGGCAAAAAGGCACUCCGGGCAACGCUCUAGGGUUCGCAAACUUCAGUAUAUUGCUGAACUGGAAAGAACUGUUAGUAUUUUUCAGACUCUACAGUCAGAAUUGUCAGUCAGAGUUGCUUCACUACUUCAGCAACAUGUUUCUUUGUCCCUGGAAAACAGAACAUUAAAGCAGCAGGUGGCCAGAGUGCAGCAGGAAAAGUUGAUCAUGGAAGGUCAAUAUAAGUCCCUGAAGAAAGAAGCUGAGAGGUUGAAAAUUGUUUUGGCCAAAUCAUCCCCUACUAGCAAGGCCAAAGCUUAUUUUGGGUCUUCUCGAUCUGCAGCCGAAGCGUCUAGGUCAGAGGUUACUUGGCAGAUGUUAGAUAUGGCUAAUCUUAAUCUUAAUUGAUAUACCUGAAGGCAAUAAACCACGCUUUUUGAUGCACUUUAACAAGAUAUAACUCUUACUCUCUUACGCAUUAUUUCCGAACAUGAAUCUAGCUAAUGCAGCACCAUCUCUAAACUUCACUCCCAGUUGCUGAAUUUUAAAUGUCCUGCUGCAUUUUACAUUCUGGCAACUAAUUUUAACUUCUCCUUCUUUUUUUUUUUGUUCUCCGUAAAGUGGCAUCAUUGAAGAGAAUGAA